Messenger RNA from Zygosaccharomyces rouxii, 1002 nucleotides. It is a transcript of the gene TDH2, whose product is annotated as glyceraldehyde-3-phosphate dehydrogenase (phosphorylating) TDH2. NCBI's taxonomy places the organism in Eukaryota, Fungi, Ascomycota, Saccharomycetes, Saccharomycetales, Saccharomycetaceae. Gene Ontology annotation, molecular function: NAD binding; NADP binding; oxidoreductase activity, acting on the aldehyde or oxo group of donors, NAD or NADP as acceptor. The record is from RefSeq and is a predicted model, not a curated record. The transcript has a single exon. Gene Ontology annotation, biological process: glucose metabolic process. Bases 1 to 1002 code for a protein of 333 amino acids.
AUGGUUAACGUCGCUGUCAACGGUUUCGGUAGAAUUGGUAGAUUAGUCACCAGAAUUGCUGAAGGUAGAAAGGACAUCAACUUGGUCGCUAUCAACGAUCCUUUCAUCACCACCGACUACGCUGCUUACAUGUUCAAGUACGACUCCACCCACGGUCGUUUCGCUGGUGAAGUCUCUCACGACAAAGACCACAUUAUCUUGAACGGUCACAAGGUUGCUGUCUUCAACGAAAGAGACCCAGCCUCUUUGCCAUGGGGUAAGUUGGGUAUCGAUGUCGCCAUCGACUCCACUGGUAUCUUCAAGGAAUUAGACUCCGCUAACAAGCACAUUGAAGCUGGUGCCAAGAAGGUCGUCAUCACCGCCCCAUCCGGUACCGCCCCAAUGUACGUCAUGGGUGUUAACGAAGAAACUUACACUCCAGACCAAAAGAUCGUCUCCAACGCUUCUUGUACCACCAACUGUUUGGCCCCAUUGGCUAAGGUUAUCCACAACGAAUUCGGUAUCAAGGAAGGUUUGAUGACCACUGUUCACUCUAUGACCGCUACUCAAAAGACUGUUGACGGUCCAUCCCACAAGGACUGGAGAGGUGGUAGAACCGCUUCCGGUAACAUCAUCCCAUCCUCCACUGGUGCUGCUAAGGCCGUCGGUAAGGUCUUGCCAUCUUUGCAAGGUAAGUUGACCGGUAUGGCUUUCAGAGUCCCAACCGUCGAUGUCUCCGUUGUUGACUUGACCGUUAACUUGGCCAAGGAAACCACCUACGACGAAAUCAAGGCUGCUUUGAAGAAGGCUUCCGAAGGUUCUUUGAAGGGUAUCUUGGGUUACACCGAAGAUGACGUUGUCUCUUCUGACUUCUUGGGUGACGCUCACUCUUCCAUCGUCGAUGCUGCUGCUGGUAUCCAAUUGACCCCAACUUUCGUCAAGUUGGUCUCCUGGUACGACAACGAAUACGGUUACUCUACCAGAGUUGUCGACUUGGUUGAACACGUUGCUAAGUCCGCUUAA